GCAACAGACUGUAUAAAAUGUGUAGGACCAUAUUACCGGAAAGCUUUCUUUGUGGUAGUUGAGUGCUGUUAAUGAAUGUCCUGUUAAUUAGGUGUAGCUAUGGAUGUAACGUCGAUACUGACUGAAAAAUAUCCGAGUAUGGAAACAGCUGGUGGAAGUGGGUCAGUUGAAGUAUCUGCUGGAAAUGUUAAAUCGCAGGCACAUGCAAAGCGAAGCACAUUAUCAAGACAUUCAUCUAAAGAUGUUAGCGAGGAUGGCUGUUGCCUUGCUAAAAUAUUCCUGUCUAAUAUCGUCUCAUUUGCAAUGAGAUCGCGGCGCAAGGGUGUGAAUGAAAGGUGUCGUUCAGUGCGACGUAUGUCAUCAAAUGGAGGGAAAAAUGCGACCACAUGCAUCCAUGCACCGAACUGUAAACGUAAAGCUCUAUCUGAAAUGGGAGUGUGUGAUUCUUUCGAUGAUGAAAUGAUUAGGCGACUUUCAAAGCUACCUCAAGGAAUGGACAGAAAUGAAUGGUUGGCUACACACACAUUAUCUCUUUUCGAGAAUGUAAAUGCUUUGUGUGGAACGAUAUCAGAAGUGUGCACGCCGGUUUCAUGUCCUAUUAUGUCCUAUCCAGGUGUUCCGAAAGCACAUUGGGUUGAUGAAAGGAGGAAACAUCAUCCAUAUUCUGCUAUGCAAUACAUUGAUUGUGUAUUAUCAUUCUGCGAAAAAAGCGCAAAGGAUGAGCGACUUUAUCCAACUAAAUAUGGAUCUGCUUUUUCGAAUAAUUUUGAAAAUCACUGCCGUCGUCUAAUACGAUUACUCUGGCAUAGUUGCGGGCACCUGUACACGAAUCACUGGGAACAACUAGCUACUUUGAAUCUGCGGUCUCAAUACGGCUUGGUUGUUGCACAUAUGUACUCUAUUGCUAAAAUGUAUGAUCUUCUGGAGAGUAAGGAACUGUCCGCCCUUUCACAUACGCUGCAGUUGGUACGUCCAGCAGUGCUGUAUCACGGAUGUGGUCAUCAGAUAGUACAAAUUAGUGAUGGAUCCAGCGGUCCUCGGCAAUUCCCGUCAUCAAAAAGUGGUAGCUGGGGUGGUUAUCCGACAACUACCGCACUGUUGUGCAAGCCUUACUCGCAAACAUGUUGAUAUUUGCUUUCAGAAAAUUUUUUUUUUCCUUUCAGAUAUUUUGCAUGAGUUUAUGUGUCAUGUCCGCAGUGCUCCAUGACUAAAUCCGCCAUAGAAGGUGGACUAGUGGGUCAAAAGUGGUUAGAUAAUAAUAAGGCUUUCUCCGUUUUCGAGUUAAGAAAUUUCUAGAGAAUCCUUACAACGGUUCAUGCAAGUAAUGUUAUGAAUAAUAAUUCCGAAGCUUUCGAAGAUUUCAUUUAGUAGACAUUUGUUGGACUUGAGGCCUCAGAUCACAUGCACGCAUUAGAUUAUAGUUUGGUACUGGUCACUCUGUUGUGCCGACACAAUUUUGGAAGUUGCAUAUUUGAUGUGAUAUUGUUGGUGUCGCUUUGUUUAAAAUACUCCAUGUAUAUAUCGCGUCUAUUUUAGGAAGAUCUAACAGAUUAAUUUCUACCAAAAAAAUCACUUUUCUUUCCCGAUCUUCGGUUUUUUUUGGUCUCCGGUUUCCUACUUCUCUGUAUAAGAAUAUAUGUUAUAAUUAACUUCCCAAUUCACUUCGACAUGAUAAGCUAAUUAUCAUAUAAUAGAUUGAAUUUAUCAUAUAAUAUUGGAAAGUAGAGAUUCAAAAAGCAG
Molecule: messenger RNA, 1740 nt
Organism: Loa loa (African eye worm)
Lineage: Eukaryota; Metazoa; Nematoda; Chromadorea; Rhabditida; Onchocercidae
Product: Mob1/phocein family protein
Exons: 7
Coding region: 100-1128 (342 amino acids)
Biological process (GO): positive regulation of protein phosphorylation; signal transduction
Cellular component (GO): nucleus; cytoplasm
Molecular function (GO): protein kinase activator activity
Source: RefSeq, a predicted model, not a curated record